Messenger RNA from Cololabis saira (Pacific saury), 3798 nucleotides. RefSeq names its product serine/threonine kinase 24b (STE20 homolog, yeast) (gene stk24b). NCBI's taxonomy places the organism in Eukaryota, Metazoa, Chordata, Actinopteri, Beloniformes, Belonidae. Bases 516 to 1817 code for a protein of 433 amino acids. The record is from RefSeq and is a predicted model, not a curated record. Gene Ontology annotation, molecular function: protein kinase activity; ATP binding. Gene Ontology annotation, biological process: protein phosphorylation. The transcript is spliced from 11 exons.
GCGUCACAACACCGACAAGAUGGCCGAGAGGAAGGCUCGGGAGUGAGGGAGGGAACAACAACACUGGCAGAGGGUUACCGCAGCCGUGGACGCCGGAGCUCUGAGCCCGCCGAGGAAACCAGCCGGAGCCAGGAACCAGAAACCGGGGAGCCUAGGAACCGGAACCAUUAACCGGCCGGGAGUGUGUUUCCGCGGGGACGCUGAUCCGGAUGCAACCGGAGCUCCGCAGCUAACCUGCUAGCCAUGUCUGCUAGCUGACGGCGUAACAACGCGCUUUUUUAACAAAGUGACAGUCGCGGGGUAAAAUCCUGCAACUGGGGGGACUUUGCUACCUUUUUGGACUGCGGGAGACGCCGUUAUUUGCAGCGGUUGGUGGGAUCGAGCUGAUCCGCAGCUGCAGCAGCUAAAGCACUGCGGUAGCAGCAGCUGCUGCGGCUCUGCGGGGGGACUCGCUGCUUUACGCUACGUUAGUGGAGACAGGUUUCUGAGCACAGCCAGCUCGGACCGCCAGCAGCAUGAUGGCCCACUCCCCCGUACAGGGGAGUCUCCCGGGGAUGCAGAAUACCAGGGCCGACCCAGAGGAACUGUUCACUAAGCUGGAGCGAAUCGGCAAGGGCUCGUUCGGCGAGGUGUUUAAAGGAAUCGACAAUCGCACGCAGAAAGUAGUGGCCAUCAAGAUCAUCGACCUGGAGGAAGCGGAGGACGAGAUCGAGGACAUCCAGCAGGAGAUCACCGUGCUGAGCCAGUGCGACAGCCCUUUCGUCACCAAGUACUACGGCUCAUACUUGAAGGACACGAAGCUAUGGAUCAUCAUGGAGUAUUUAGGAGGAGGCUCGGCGUUAGAUUUGAUGGAGCCUGGAGUUCUGGAUGAUACCCAGAUUGCCACGAUCCUGAGAGAGAUCCUGAAGGGCCUGGAGUAUCUGCACUCGGAGAAGAAGAUCCACAGGGACAUCAAAGCUGCCAACGUGCUGCUGUCAGAGCAGGGGGAGGUGAAGCUGGCAGACUUCGGCGUAGCCGGCCAGCUCACCGACACCCAGAUCAAGCGCAACACCUUCGUGGGGACGCCCUUCUGGAUGGCCCCGGAGGUGAUCAAGCAGUCGGCCUACGACUCCAAGGCUGAUAUCUGGUCUCUGGGCAUCACAGCCAUCGAGCUGGCUAAAGGGGAGCCGCCGCACUCGGAGCUCCACCCCAUGAAGGUUCUAUUCCUCAUCCCAAAGAACAACCCGCCCACACUGGAGGGAAACUACAGCAAACCCCUCAAGGAGUUCGUGGAGGCCUGCCUCAACAAAGAGCCCAGUUUUAGGCCGACCGCCAAAGAACUGCUAAAACAUAAAUUGAUCGUCCGUCAUGCGAAAAAAACGUCCUACCUGACGGAGCUGGUGGACAAAUACAAGAGGUGGAAGGCAGAGCAGUCCAGAACCACGGAGUCCAGUUCUGAUGAGUCUGACUCGGAGCAGGAUGGCCAGGCGUCGGGGGGGAAUGACUUCGGCAGCGAUGACUGGAUCUUCACCAUCCGAGAGAAGGACCCGAAGAAGCUGCAGAACGGGGAGGGCCAGUCGGGCGUAACAGACCAGACGAAAGACAUUCCAAAGAGGCCUUAUUCACAGAGCCUGGCGGCGGUCAUCUCUCCUGCACUGGCCGAGCUGAAGGCGCGGCAGGAGCAGGUGAACGGGAACCCCCUGGUCCUGGACGAGCUGCGGGAGGCAAUCAUGCUGGCCGAGGAGACGUACCACGGCAUCUCCGACUCCCUGGUGGCUCACAUGGUGCACCGGCUUCAGAGUUUCUCCACGAGAAGAGCGUCCUCCUCCUCCCCCUAGUGAUUGGCAGUGUGCCCCAGCUCGCCCUCCCAGCCCCCCUCGCCCCGCAGAACCAGGCGCUCCAGAGUCGGGGGGGACGUCACUCAAUACCAGCUAGCUGCAUUUGACCUCCACGUGCGGGCAGGGGGCCGCUAAACCUCGCCUGUAAAAAAAAAAAAAAUUACUGAACUCCAAAGCGGAGGACGGAGAACCUUUUGGAGAGCUUCUUUUAUUCAUUAGUGAGAGGACGGGGUUUGGAGGACGGGGAGCGCGUUGGGAAGGCUGCGACGGACCGAAGGGUCGGCGGGAGCUGCAGCCGACUGGGACUCUGGGCUUCGUACAUGCAACGCUCCUCCAGCCUCACGGCCGAGUCUCUGCUUGGACUUCGCUCAACGAGGAGCCAAAACUCUCCUGAAUUCAAGACUUCAAUCCCCCUUUGAAACGCAGGCGUGGUAUCCCCAGAACCUCUGAGUGCAUGCUUGAGUCUGCAGGGAUGAAGUGGAGAAGCUGUGGAAGUGGGCACAUGUGGGCGUGGAUGCGAGUGCGUGCACAUGUUUGUUCUUUUGUUUUUCUCUUCGUACGCGAGACUCCCUGUUUAGGCUAAUUGCAGCAUUCUUAAUGAAACCUCAGGUAAAGUGCUUUAAGUGGACUUUGUCCUCCAAGGCAAGGGGAGGGGGUCGCCAUGCUGUACAAGAUUUCCACUUCUCAUCGCUGGGAAAUGAAUCACUGUGUACAAAAUGGUCACGCGCAUUUUGUAGAUACCAAUAAAAGCUCAUAAAUGGAUAAAACAUCUCAAAAGUAACUCCAAAAGAAACAGCAGAAAAUGCCUUGCCUUUUUCCGGAUAAACCCUUUCUUCAUUCUAGCGUUUCAUGACACCGUUAAGUUUGUUUCACUCCUCGGUGACCGUCAUCAGUGUUUUUUCUGUUGCAACGACUGAUUUCCAGUCUUCCAUUUCAAUCUCCUGCUGAAUCAGUGAACUAACUCUGAUACUAGGCUUACGUCGUUUAGAGGCAGAAGCUUUUCCUCUGCUCUGAUAGUCGGGGGGGAAACUGCUACCUGUACUUGUGUUUUAGACAAUUUAAGUCAUAUUUUUGAAAUUAUAUAGGACAAGAAGGAAGAUGGACAAUUCCAGGCAGGAAUCACUGUGGGGAGUGGAAUGCUGAUUAUUAUUUGAAGUAUUAUAUUUCUUUUUUUUUUUGUUUUUCUUGACUCGUGAUUCUUUUUUUUGUUUUUUUUUUAGCAUUACUUGGAAACUAAAGGUGAGAGUAGAGUGGAGGAAAGUGGCAAGGACCGUAGAAGGCAGUCACAUCGGGACAUUUUGGCCAAAUUAGACGAGUAGUCGAGGACAAUGAGUUAAACGCCAUCCUUCUGCCCGCGCCACAAACUCUUCUGUUCAGCCUCCACUCUUUCUGUAGAAGUGCCAUGUCCUCUUUUAUGCUUUCACCAGAUAUUUUUAGAAUGAUUUGCACCUUUUUUUUUUUUCUUUUUUUUUUUUGCACUUUGAAAGUGUAUCGAGUAUUUAAAGAAACCUGUAAAAGUUGGGGGGGUGGGGACAACCGAAACAGUUGCUAAUAGCCAUGUUUUACUAUAUAUGUUUACUUAAGAGUUCCAGAAUUUACUACUGUGCUAUUGCAGCAAUAAUGUUGGGGAGGUGCAUCAAGAUGCACUUGUCAACACAGGGAUUGAAAGAAAUUAAGAAAUAUCUGAUAUUUUUCUAACGGCAAAGAGUUAAGUAUGGAAAUAUGGAAUGCUUUAUGGAUAUGGGCACCUGCCUUUGGCAAAAAAUAUCUAUACCGUACAGAAAAAACAUAUGCUACAGAAAUAACUACAAAAUGUGUACAUUUGGUUUCCUUUAUCAUAGCUGACAAUUUAUAGUACUGUAUAUAAUCUUUGCUUGUGUCAUUUGAGGAUUCCCAAGUUAAAUGUAAGCUCCUUGUAAGCUUUCAAAGUGACAUGAGAAAAUAAAGAGCUAAUGCUAACUGAGAAUCGUGUCUUCCAUAU